ACGCCAACCAUUGUCAAUCGUCGUCAGUGUCAACUAUGUUUAUUUUUGUUUGAUAAAGAGGAAUCAAAGUGUUCAGUUUUAACACAUAGUAACUCGUUUCAAUUUGGUUUUUCGAUUUAAUGUUCAGACAUGGCUUGGACGCGAUUCCAAGUGUUUUUGGCCCUCCUGAUGGUGUUUACUGGCAGCAUAAACACAAUCAGUACCAAGUGGGCUGAUACUAUAAAAUCGGUUGGAAGAGAUGGUGAGUUGAAGAACUUCGAUCACCCAUUCUUCCAGGCCAGCACCAUGUUUUUGGGUGAGCUGAUGUGCCUGGUUCUAUUCAAGACCCUGUACAUUAUAUACAGCAGAAGGGCAGAUGGAACUGAGGACGUUUCAGAACUGACUAAAGGAAACCGCAACUUCAACCCCUUAAUCCUGUAUAUACCUGCAAUUUGUGACAUGACCGCCACCUCCAUCAUGUACAUCGGACUGAAUCUAACUUUCGCCUCUAGUUUUCAAAUGUUCAGAGGAUCGGUGAUCGUGUUCGUCGGUCUUCUCAGCGUAGCUUUUUUGAAUCGAAAUCUCGAACGCAGGGAAUGGUCUGGGAUUGGAUUCGUUAUUAUAGGUUUAGCCGUUGUUGGAGUGGCAGACUUUGUGUCUCAGAACGGCGAACAGCAGCAUAACAAAAAUGAUGUUAUUACUGGAGACAUGCUGAUAGUAAUUGCUCAAAUCAUACAGGCAGUCCAAAUGGUGGUCGAAGAGAAGUUUGUGCGUGGCGAAAAUAUCCCUUCUCUACAAGCCGUAGGCUGGGAAGGUUUAUUUGGUUUCGUCACUCUGGCCCUUCUCCAGAUCCCCUUCUACUUCAUUCACGCCGUUCCUCCGUUAACGCAACGCUCAGGCGAUCGUCUAGAGGACGCAAUUGACGCAUUGGUGCAGAUCGGAAACAGCAUACCGUUAUUUUUUGCCAUACUAGGCACGAUAAUUUCAAUCGCCUUUUUCAACUUUGCCGGCAUUAGCGUAACUAAAGAAAUGUCGGCAACUACACGAAUGGUUCUGGAUAGCGUCCGCACAAUCGUUAUUUGGGUGUUCAGCUUGGCUUUCUUCGGCCAAGCAUUUCACUGGCUUCAGCUUUUCGGUUUUGUGCUACUAAUCACUGGCAUGUGCCUUUACAAUGGAAUAACUUUUACUUCCACUUAUGGCUACCUGAAUGCAGUGUUCGCCCGACGAAGCCGCCGCGAUAACCUCGAGGAGAGUAUUAUCAAUACGAAUGCUGAGGAAACGGAACCUUAAUUUAACCGAUUUAUACAUACUAUAGUUGGGUGUUAUUAUACUUGACAAUAUAGUUUAGAUUUAAGAAAGCGAGACAGUCCACGUUUGAAACGUGGAAAAAUCAGAGAAAUUGGAGGCGUGAUUGAAGUGGUUGUUUGUUGGUAGUUCAAAACGCUGUCGAUAUAUUUGUUGCAGAAAAAAAUAAAUGACAAAUGUUAAAAUUAAA
Messenger RNA from Dendroctonus ponderosae (mountain pine beetle), 1474 nucleotides. RefSeq names its product solute carrier family 35 member F6 (gene Tango9). The coding region runs from base 130 to 1269 and encodes 379 amino acids. Lineage: Eukaryota; Metazoa; Arthropoda; Insecta; Coleoptera; Curculionidae. The record is from RefSeq and is a predicted model, not a curated record. The transcript is spliced from 8 exons. Gene Ontology annotation, molecular function: pyrimidine nucleotide-sugar transmembrane transporter activity. Gene Ontology annotation, cellular component: Golgi membrane; intracellular membrane-bounded organelle. Gene Ontology annotation, biological process: pyrimidine nucleotide-sugar transmembrane transport.